Molecule: messenger RNA, 632 nt
Organism: Hibiscus syriacus
Lineage: Eukaryota; Viridiplantae; Streptophyta; Magnoliopsida; Malvales; Malvaceae
Product: probable amidase At4g34880
Exons: 3
Coding region: 31-435 (134 amino acids)
Source: RefSeq, a predicted model, not a curated record
UGGAGAAUAGUGGCUGAUACGGUAUACGUCAUGGAUGCCAUUGCAGGCUUAGAUUAUAAUGGUAAUGCCAUCAUUGAAGCAUCAAAGUACAUUCCAAGUUGUGGCUACAGGCACUUUCUAAAGAUUGAUGGUCUCAAAGGGAAAAGAUUGGGCCUAUUCAGGAAUGAAUUCAUCAAUUUUGAUAAAGGAUAUGUUUACUCUGAAGCUUUUGAGGUUCAUUUAUCCACUUUAAGGCAAAAGGUUGCAGUUUUGGUAGAAAACGUGAAUGCGUCCAAGUAUUUGAGUGCAUGUAGCACCAGCACAGAUUAUGAAGCUCUAGCAAUUACAGCUGAGUUCAAAUUGGCCAUAAAUUCUUACCUAAAAGAACUUGUGUUAUCUCCAGCGCGAUCCUUGAAAGAUCUCAUUGCAUUCAACGACAAAUUUUCAGAAUUGUAAAAAACGUAGGAAUACGGGCAAGAGUACUUCCUUGAUGCCAAAGCUAAGAAUGGCAUCGGCCAAAGAGAGACGAAAGCGAUACUAGAAUUAGCGAAAAUGUCGAUAGAUGGAAUGGAGAAAUUAAUGACAGAAAAAGUUAGACGCCUUGCUAUCACCAUUUAAUUCAGCUUCGUCUAUUCUCACAAAGGGUCAAUACC